AUGCGCUUGAGCUCGACUAUGAAGGCCAUGACCUAUCGUGGUCCUAAUCAAAUCGCUGUGGAAGACCGCCCAAAGCCGAAGAUCCUUGAUCCCACAGAUGCGGUCAUUCGCAUGACCAAGGCGACUAUUUGUGGUACGGACUUGGGUAUCUGGAAGGGCAAGAACCCCGAGAUCGAGGAAACAGCUCGUACUCAGACGGGUGAGUGGAACGGUCGCAUUCUGGGUCAUGAGGGUAUCGGCAUUGUGGACGAAGUGGGCCCUUCUGUGCGCCACUUUAAGAAGGGCGAUAAAGUGAUUAUUUCGUGUGUGAGCCGGUGUGGAUCAUGUGAAAACUGUCAAAAGCAGCUGUACUCGCACUGUCUUAAUGGCGGUGGCUGGAUUAUGGGUUACAUGAUUGAUGGGACACACGCCGAAUAUGUUCGUACUCCUUUCGCCGACAACUCGCUGUAUGCGCUGCCUGAAAGCCUAAACACGGAUGUGGCUGUUUUCUUGUCGGAUGUGCUUCCCACAGGUCACGAGAUGGGUGUGCAAUACGGUGACGUCAAGCCGGGUGAUUGCAUUGCUGUGGUUGGCGCGGGUCCCGUGGGUAUGGGUGCCAUGCUUACGGCUCAAUUGUACUCGCCUUCUCAGAUUAUUUGCAUUGAUCUUGACCAGAACCGCUUGGACUUCGCCAAGGAACUAGGCGCCACACAUACUAUCAACUCUAGCACCGAAGAUGCAAUCGCCAAGGUGAUGGAGAUCACUGGCGGCCGUGGCGUGGACUGCGCGAUUGAGGCAGUGGGAGUGCCUGCGACGUGGGAUGUAUGCCAACAGAUUGUAACCGCUGGCGGCCACCUGGCCAAUGUUGGUGUCCAUGGUCAAAAAGUCGACUUUGAGCUGCAGAAGCUAUGGAUCCAGAACUUGACUAUUACUACUGGUCUAGUGAAUGCCAACACUACGGCUAUGCUCCUCAAGGCCUGCGAGACGGGCAAGCUGCCUAUGGCGCGCUUAGCUACGCAUCACUUCAAAUUUGAUGAAAUUCAAAGGGCGUACGACGUGUUCAAGCAUGCGUCAGAUACGAAGGCUAUGAAGGUUAUCAUCGAGUACUAA
Malassezia sympodialis ATCC 42132 is the source of this 1089-nucleotide messenger RNA. RefSeq names its product zinc-dependent alcohol dehydrogenase family protein. NCBI's taxonomy places the organism in Eukaryota, Fungi, Basidiomycota, Malasseziomycetes, Malasseziales, Malasseziaceae. Gene Ontology annotation, molecular function: oxidoreductase activity; zinc ion binding. The record is from RefSeq and is a predicted model, not a curated record.